This is a messenger RNA of Necator americanus (New World hookworm), 1905 nucleotides long. RefSeq lists its product as uncharacterized. NCBI's taxonomy places the organism in Eukaryota, Metazoa, Nematoda, Chromadorea, Rhabditida, Ancylostomatidae. The coding region runs from base 1 to 1905 and encodes 634 amino acids. The record is from RefSeq and is a predicted model, not a curated record. Gene Ontology annotation, molecular function: catalytic activity. The transcript has 5 exons.
AUGUUCGCCGUGGCAUGGCUGCUUAGUUUGGGGAAAAGUCUUUUUGCCACUCCAGCAUAUACACUGCCUCAGUACCCUGCACACUGGGCCCUGCCGUCUCAGACGUCGGACUGUAGGGCGACCGGAGACCAAGGAAAAGGGAGCGACGUAAUGCAGAUGAAUAUCGGUGCACUCGUCAUUCGUGGAGAGAAGCUCCCGUCGCGAAAUGUAGGCGGUGUUGGUUUUGUUGUGCACCCAUCUGUCGUCCAUCUGAUCGAUUCUCACGAGAUCCUGUCACCUCGUCUAGCCAUUCUUCGCCUCCGCCCUCUGCGCCAAAAACCCAUCAGUAUCAUCAACUGCUACUCACCAACAUCAGCAGCUGAUGAAUCCGAGUUAGACGAGUUUUACGAGGAGGAAGUAAUCCGCAACGAGAAAUCCUUCUACAAAUUCGUUGUCGGAGACUUCAACACAAAACUAGGAAAGGCCACAGAAGAGGAAUACAGGAUUGGAAGAUUUAGACUAGGGGACCGGAAUGAAAAUGACAAUCAUCUCGCCGGGCUGUUGUCCGACGCUCGCCUCUUUCAUGGGAACUCUCUUUUCAUGAAGAAAGAUCAUCGUCGGUGGACAUGGGAAUUGCUCAAUGGCGCGACUCGUGCGGAGAUCGACCACAUACUCACCAACCGGAGGUGGUGUCUACUUAACUCCUCAGUAGUACCAUCCCUUUGUAGUGGUUCUAAUCACCGACUCCUUCGUGCGAAAAUACGACUCAACCACACGAUGGAAAAGAACAUCUGCUAUCGGCAACGAAGGAGAAAAGAAGUCGUCUACGACGAUUGCGUACUCGAGGACUCGUUGUCCCGAGGUGACUGGCACAUCGAGGAGGACCCAAACGUAGACUACGAGAUGCUGCUCAGAGGAUUACGAGCCUGUGCUGAGUGUGCCUCGAAGCCGCGCACGACAAACUUGGAUCAAUUUUCGAAUACCACCAAGGAAUUGUUGGAAAGAAGAAGGGCUUUGAGGCUUGAUCCGAAUGCAUCGCACAUUGAGCGGGAUCUCCGUGAAUAUAGUACUCCGCUAGCAACCUUGCUGAGCGAAGACGGGACUCGCACGUCUUCUCGUCGUGAGAUGGAAAUCAUUACGGAGAGGUUCUACUCGAACCUUUUCUGUUCAUCAACUCCUGUGUCAAGCCCGAUCAUCCCCACUGGUGAUGCUCCACCACGGAUUCUCCCUUCGGAAGUUCGAGUUGCUAUCAAGAGCAUGAAACCUGGCACAGCCCUCGGACCUGAUUUCGUAUCAGCAGACUUUCUUCAGGCUGGUGGCCAUCCGCUUCAUGUAAUCUUAGCAGUGCACAUGACAUCCUACCUUCAAAAAGAAAGGAUACCAGACCAGUGGAAGACCUCGCGGACCGUUUUAUCCAUAAAAAAGAUCAUCCCCACGCGCAUAUCUAGGACGCUGGAUGAAGCCCAGCCUCAAGAACAAGCUGGAUGGGUUCAGCUGCUUGGACCACAUCCAGCCCGUGUCGAGGGUCAUAGAGACGACAUCGUUCUCUUUUCGAGCAGUACCAAUGAAGCAGAAACGAUGCGAAACGAAUUGAACGAAGCAGGGAAGAGAAUAGGACUACGAAUAAACAGAAAGAAGACACAGUUCAUGAAGAACGCCCACUGCGAGGACGGAGGGAAACUUGAAGGCUCCCAAAUCGUGGAAAGUUCGUCAUACGUAUAUCUCGGACGUUCUAUGAACAUGAAAAACGAUUUGAAGGAAGAACUGAAUAGAAGAAUGAGAGCAGCAUGGGCAGCAUUCGCAGCCGUCAGGGAAGCUACGGACCAACUGACGGACCAAGAUCUUCGUGCCCAUGUGUUCGACUCGACAGUUAGUCCAGCGCUUUUACGCUGCAAAGACGUGGGCAAACACCGCUGUCACGUCUAG